AUUUCUGUCUUCUACGCUUUAUCUGAGAGUACGGAAACCCUAAUUUCAGUUAGGAAAUUAAGACUGCUUUUCCCAUCUUUCUUUUGGAAAACUCUAUUUAAUCUUUCUAGGCCAUAGGCUUUGUCUAACUCUUUGAGUGUAAAAUUUUGACUUUGGUUACUACUCUAUUGAUAUUGAUUCCUGUUAUCUUUUUAAACAGUUCGUUCUUCCAUAUCUCGUAUCUGAUUCCUGAUCAUAUACAUAUACAUUGUUUUCUAAGCAUUUUCCAAGACUUCUAAUUGGAAUCUCAUUCAACUUUCUGUACAAUUCUAUAUAUCGUGCAUGAAAUCCUCAACAAAAUGUUAGAUUUCCCCAGAAAUUCUGACGAAAGUUCAAUGAGUAGUGAAACCGCCACCAGUUUUAGCCGUUUAUCUUUCGAGCUUCCCACAAGCUCGCCGGACCAGCCGCCAACGCUAAAGCCCCACCGCUCAUCGGAUUCUUCAUUCCAAGCUAUCCAAUCAAAGAGAGGGCUGAGCUUCAGGGACUUCAGCUUGGUCCACCAGAUCGGCAGCGGAGAUAUCGGAAGAGUCUACCUCUGCCGCCUCCGCGAUGCGGCCGAGGAAGACCGUCUUUACGCCAUGAAAGUAGUGGACAAUGAGGUGUUGGCAUUAAAGAAGAAAACACAGAGAGCGGAGAUUGAAAGAAAAAUCUUAAGACUUUUGGAUCAUCCAUUUUUGCCUACACUUUACGCUGAAUUUGAAUCCUCUCGUUUCUCUUGUGUGGUUAUGGAGUAUUGUUCUGGAGGUGAUUUGCAUUCUUUAAGACAUAAACAGCCUCACAAACGCUUCUCUCUCAACUCAGCCAGGUUUUAUGCGGCGGAGGUUUUGGUGGCGCUGGAGUACCUGCACCUGUUGGGUAUAGUCUACAGAGACUUGAAGCCGGAAAAUGUGACUAAAUUACCCUUGGUUGGAAUUUGGGAUGUAUGGGCUAAGCCUAUUGGUAUUUGA
Molecule: messenger RNA, 986 nt
Organism: Olea europaea var. sylvestris
Lineage: Eukaryota; Viridiplantae; Streptophyta; Magnoliopsida; Lamiales; Oleaceae
Product: protein kinase PINOID-like
Exons: 2
Coding region: 339-986 (215 amino acids)
Biological process (GO): protein phosphorylation
Cellular component (GO): nucleus; cytoplasm; plasma membrane
Molecular function (GO): protein serine/threonine kinase activity; ATP binding
Source: RefSeq, a predicted model, not a curated record